CCCAAGAUGGCAACCGAUUUUAGGAACUAAACAUACCAAAAACUUUAACAUAAAUAUCUUAUUUUUCGACCAGGGAAAUAUCCAUACCAAUCAAAAUGUCGAAGGGGGACAAUUCUUCUUCGGACAGAAAGGGUAGUGAGUUUAUUGUGGCUGAAAAAUAUCGGUUGGUGAGGAAAAUUGGAAGUGGAAGUUUUGGCGACAUUUAUCUUGGGAUCAAUAUUACAAGUGGUGAGGAGGUGGCUGUCAAGUUAGAAUCGACGAAAGCUCGACACCCCCAACUUUUGUAUGAAAGUAAAUUGUACAAAAUUCUUCAUGGUGGCGUUGGUAUACCUCAUAUUCGCUAUUUUGGCACCGAGAAAGAUUAUACUGUCCUUGUAAUGGAUCUUCUGGGGCCCAGUCUGGAAGAUCUGUUCAAUUUUUGCUCCAGGCGAUUUACAAUGAAAACAGUAUUGAUGCUUGCUGACCAAAUGAUUGGACGUAUUGAGUAUGUUCACAACAAAAACUUUAUUCACAGAGAUAUUAAGCCUGAUAAUUUCUUGAUGGGCAUUGGUCGACACUGCAAUAAAGUCUUUGUAAUCGAUUUUGGUCUAGCCAAGAAAUACAGGGAUAGUCGUACCCGAACACAUAUACCAUACAGAGAAGACAAAAAUUUAACAGGCACUGCCCGUUACGCUAGCAUCAAUGCUCAUCUUGGCAUUGAACAAAGUCGCAGAGAUGACAUGGAGUCCUUGGGCUACGUACUGAUGUACUUCAAUCGUGGCAGUUUACCAUGGCAGGGAUUAAAGGCCAACACCAAAAAACAGAAAUAUGAGAAGAUCAGUGAGAAGAAAAUGUCUACACCAGUUGAAGUCCUAUGUAAAGGUUUUCCAGCAGAGUUUGCCAUGUACCUGAACUACUGCAGAGGUCUAAGAUUCGAAGAAGCUCCAGAUUACAUGUACCUUCGCCAGCUGUUUCGAAUUUUGUUCCGCACAUUGAAUUAUCAGUAUGACUACACAUUUGACUGGACAAUGCUGAAACAAAAGGCUACUGUGACAUGUGCUAGCACCACUGCUGCUGCGACAAGUGGCUUGGCUCGUCCAUAAACUGAGAUACAAAGGCCAGUUUUGGGUGUCCUUAAUUAUUGGGGAUAUCCAUUCUCCAUUUAAAUGACUAAAACAACAGCGAGACAUCCAACAUGUUCAAAUGUAUUGGAUUGGACAAUGGAAGAAUUAUCAGUGAUUGUUGAUGGUGUAUGUUUGCCUGUGAUCAAGUGCGCCUCUAUGACAGUAAACACUGAUAGUGUUGUUUCCUGAAUAAAAGUAACUUGUGUAUCGGUUCUCACGUGCCCAUGUGACAUGUAAUUUGGAGACUGUAUAGUGUCAAAACAGUUUUACUACUAUCAAUGCUGAAUUAAUGUUUGAUUUAUGACUGACUUUGCAUAUGAUUAAUCCUAUCUUUUAUGGUUAACAUCUUAAUAUUUAGUGAUACAUGUAUAUUUAUUUUAUCUGGCAUCGAAAGUACUAAAGUUCAGUGCCACAUUGAACAAUUGUAGAUCUGUAUAAAUAGUAAAUUUUGACGAAACGUUUGUUUAUAAAUAAAAAUGUGUAACUUACAUGGAAGUUACAUACAGGUAGUCGUAGUUACCUGCUAAAUUUGCCACCGGAAGUACUUGGUAUAAGAACUUGAUUAUCUUUUUUUUUUGUGCACGCACACAAAAGCUAUGAUAAAUUAUAAUGUUUUCCCUAGAAAUUUGGCAAGGCAUGGUAAACAAAACACUGGGGGCAAUUUUGACCAUUUUCAGGGCACUUUUUUGCAUUAAAGACAAAAACAAUAAUUGAAAUAAACAAAUGUAAUUAAUGUUCUUGCUUUAAUAAAUGAAUUUCAAAAUAUAUAACAGAUAUUUUUAUUAAUUAAUAAUAUUUUUUUUUAGUGUUUUAUCAAGGCAAUUUUAGAAUUAAUUAUUGAAAAAGGCUUUUUUAAUCUCGGUGCAGCAUGGCACUGGUUGAGGCAAGAUGGUGCUAGACUAGUGAGGCAUGGUGCUGCGCCAUUCUAAAACAAGCUAGGGAAAACACUAAAUUAUGCAGUAAAAAAAGAAUUCCUUUUAAAUGCAGACCUGUAGGAAUAACAAAAAUUCUUUAUUUUUCUAAAUACAGAUGUAUUAAUACAUGUGGGUCUGAAGACUUAUUCUGACUGACUGGAAGAUUCCUUCAGCAAUAACUGAUAAUUGCAAAUCGGUUAUCCAAGCCAUCAGAGAGAGUGCAAUCGGACCAAAUUGAAAUUUUGCUAUUACUGAGUGAAUUAUGAAGUUCAUAAGUAAGAUUGUUUAGCAAACGUGAAAUAUGGUUACAUUAAUUAAUUGGUUAAUAUUAGCUAUAAUUCUGUAAAAUUAAUCAUAAAAUUGUUCUUUGUAUGGUCAGUAAGCUGAUUAGUCGCUACCCAAUGUUUUAUUUGAAGUAAUUCAGAUAAAGAUAUUUUGAAACAAAUUAAUUUUUGGUUUUGUUUUUAAAAAAAUGGUUAUUUAGUUAAAAUAUCCCAUUGAUAAACUGUAACAGGGAUUUUGUUCUUUUGCAAAAUUUUCCAUUAUCUUCUCUCUUUUUUUUUAAUGGUUCAUCAUGUUCUAAUUUUUACAAAUAUAAAUGUGUACAAUUAAUGUAUACAGAUGUUUCACUCAAAUAAUUACGUAACGUAUCAUUUGCUCCGUUUUCAUCUUCCAUGACAAAGUAUGUAGAAUGAUAAAAAUCAAUGCAUGCUGACCGUAUAGUAAAGUUUGUUUUUAUUUAACGACGCCACUAGAGCACAUUGAUUUUUAAUCUUAUCAUCGGCUAUUGGACGUCAAACAUAUGGUCAUUCUGACACUGUUUUUAGAGGAAACCCGCUG
Messenger RNA from Gigantopelta aegis, 2857 nucleotides. RefSeq names its product casein kinase I-like. Bases 96 to 1082 code for a protein of 328 amino acids. Gene Ontology annotation, cellular component: cytoplasm; nucleus. Gene Ontology annotation, molecular function: ATP binding; protein serine/threonine kinase activity. The transcript has a single exon. Gene Ontology annotation, biological process: negative regulation of canonical Wnt signaling pathway; signal transduction; peptidyl-serine phosphorylation. NCBI's taxonomy places the organism in Eukaryota, Metazoa, Mollusca, Gastropoda, Neomphalida, Peltospiridae. The record is from RefSeq and is a predicted model, not a curated record.